Messenger RNA from Magallana angulata, 2579 nucleotides. Its product is annotated as dachshund homolog 1-like. The coding region runs from base 54 to 1676 and encodes 540 amino acids. The record is from RefSeq and is a predicted model, not a curated record. The transcript has 10 exons. NCBI's taxonomy places the organism in Eukaryota, Metazoa, Mollusca, Bivalvia, Ostreida, Ostreidae.
UUAUAUAAUUGUGUAUACACGCGGUAUUGUGUUUUUAGGAUAAAGACUGCACAAUGAUGGAAUCACCUCUCUCACACAAACUGUCUCCGCCGCGAGCCCAUACUAGCCCAGGACCCACCCCAGGGACAAUCAGCCUGACCCACGGGAUGAUUGCUACAGUGAAUCAACACAACAGCCUCUUGAGCAAACUCCACAAACCAACGACCUAUAGUUCUCCCCCUCCCGUGGCCUGCAACCCCGACAAUAAUGUCUGCAAAGUCAUAACGUACCGUGGAGAAAAAGUGGCCGCUUUUACGGUGAAUGGUAUCGAACUCAUCUGCCUCCCCCAGGCAUUUGAACUUUUUCUGAAACAUUUGGUAGGGGGCCUACAUACCGUGUAUACAAAGUUGAAGAGACUGGACAUCACCCCAGUGGUUUGCAAUGUGGAACAAGUUCGAAUCCUCCGUGGACUUGGGGCCAUUCAACCAGGGGUCAACAGAUGUAAACUCAUCUCCUGCAAAGAAUUCGACGUUUUGUACGAUGAUUGUACCAACUCAAGUGCGAGGCCAGGUCGACCCCCCAAAAGGAGUCCCUCCAUCCAUGCCAGCCCAGAAACUCUGGAGAAGCUGAAGAAAUGUCGAGUGGACGGGGACUAUCCCUUUGACCCACGCCUCUAUGACAGGAAAGCAUUCCUGAAUGGAUUCGCACAUCACCCUUACAUGGGACCGCUUGCCCCAUUUAUGCCUAUGAACCCAGUAAACAUUAUGACCCCACCGGUAUCCUUGGCGAUGGCAACCCACCUCGGACUGCGACAUGAAGGCUCCAUUAUCAAAGACCGCUCAGAUUCUGACCUUAUAUCACCUAGAAUCCGGGAUGAGAGAAUGGACAGUUCUAUUAAAGGAAGUCACAUGACUUCCCCUCAUUAUGAUUCAGACAGACUCCGAAGUUUGGACUAUGACAAUAACAAACCUUUGAAUUUACAAGUAAAUGGUCACGCCAAAGAUCUCUCUACCAAGUACCAUGGGAAAAGCGAUGAUGAUGAGGAUGACGAUAGAUUCUCCGACGAUCAGCAAGAUGACUUGGAAGACAGUUUGGCAGGAAGUGACUCCUUGAAUGGGAGCGACCUCGGGGACAAAGUGGCCCCUCAAGUCUCCUCGUUCCAAUCCCAGCUCCAGAACGGGGAAAUCCCAAACAUCUCCUCCAUAGAAACCCUUCUCCUGAACAUCCAGGGUUUGCUGAAAGUUGCCGCAGAGAAUGCCCGCCACCAUGAGAGGCAACUGAGCAUUGAGAAAACUGAGCUUAAAAUGGAAUUACUCAGGGAGAAAGAAAUGAGAGAAGGUCUUGAGAAGCAGCUCUCAGAAGAACAGAAAAACAAAGCUCUUUUAUUACGACGAAUUAAGAAAGAGAAGCGUGCACGUCGAAGACUUCAGGAACAAAUGGGUGGCACUCAGAUCGAAGAAAGCAAAAAUAUCAUCAACGAUGCAGCCAGCGUCACCAGCCAAGAGUCUGACAAACACACCCCUGAUACACCAAAUGAAAAAGAGACAGAGAAAGAGAACAAUUCUGAGUCAGAAAGGAGAUCUUCAGAUGUUCCACAGGAAAGACCAAGUCACCUUUUUGAGAAUUUCAUCAAUCACAACAACAACAACAACACACGAUUUCCCUACAUGACGCCCCUCAAGGGAGAGGUUCAGUAGAGGGGGCCCCUGGUCGACAACAGUCGAACUGUACAAGUACACCACCUUUUUAAAUGGAGAGGACCCCUGUAGGUUCCCCAGCAUUUAGUUGUUCUCAAACAGCAUAACACAGACAAUAGACAAUGUUGUAGAUUGGGAAGGCCUCUAAUACUCACCUCCAUGCCAAGGACCGAUUUAUUUAAGCAUCAUCUACCGAGCAAUCAAAAGCCACAGGAGAGUUUUGCUUGUGUUUUUUUGUUAGAGAGCUAGCCAAGUAGAUCUGUUCUGUUUAGCCAAUUUCAAGCUUGUCCAUGCCAUGUAUGAAAAUUUGUAAAAAUCUAGAUUAGUUCAUUGUUUCUCUAUUUGUUGUAUAUAAGAUUUUUUGAUGUACUUGAACACAUUAGUUUAUAUGACAUUACAAUAACUUGUGCUUUAAUACAUUAAUGUUAAUGAGUUCUUCUGUACGGAUGGGUUUUUUGUUCCCUUGUCUUUUAGAAGUUUUACAAAGGAAAUUUGUUUGAUUUCAUUGUUGGGUUAUAAUGUAAUGGUGCUUAGUUUGCUUUGGAUUUAUGGCUAUAUUCGACCACAAAAAAAUACAAAAAAUUGUUCAAAGGUCUGUUUUGGACUGUAAUCAUGAGUGUGAAAAGUACCGAUUGUUUUAUCCUAGCCUGAUCAAUUAUUUUCAGAGUAUCCGUUGUUGUCAUAUGUGAGAAGACAGUGCAAUAUAUGUCCUAUUGUGUUUAGUUGUUUUAGGUGCUACAUUCAUUGAUGGUAUCGUGUAUAUAGUACAAGCCGCAAUCAAUCCGGAAAGAGUCCAUUGUUUGUUUGAAUUUUGUAACAUAGUCACGUGUAACUGAAUAUAUGAUGAUGACAUUCCUCAUUCUGUCAGCAACAAAAAAACAUUAAAAGGAAAUUAUAAACCAG